CGAAAAGAUAUAAAAAGAGACGCUUCUAUGACAGACAACCCCCCAUUCUUAUACUUCAGUUCUCUCUUUCUUCGUUCUUCUUGACUCUUCCGACCUGUAAUAACAACAGCAAACAAAUUUCAAAGCGCACUUUCAUUGCAUAACCUCUCUCCAUUCUUUCACUCGCAUUUGCACUUUGUUCUACGCAUAUCCUAUUAUUUUUCAAAGAGAGACGCUUCGCACUUCAAACCUACAACCUAAACAGGCGCCUAGAAACAAUGGCAGACAUCGACGCGUCCACAAUUUCCAGUAAAACCAUUCCUUCUAAAACAGACACACAAACCACAGAAAAACCAACGCUGCCAUGGUAUAAGCGAUUGGACCAGACAAAAGGCCUGUUGCUCUUCCUCCUCUGCAUGGUUCAGAUGUUAGAUAUCAUCAAUAUUGCCUCUGUCACUAUCGCUCUCCCCUCCAUUCUCCGAGAUGUCCACUACGAACCGACUCAGCUACAAUGGGUAGUAAGUAGUUACGCCCUAACGUAUGCGGCAUUCCUUCUAGUUGGUGGCCGUAUGGGAGACCUAUUUGGUCACCGUCGCAUCUUCCUUUUGGGCACAUCAUGGUUCGCUAUUUGGUCCCUGGUAUGCGGAUUCGCAAGAAAUGCGAUCUUCAUGUCCGUUGCCCGCGCCUUACAGGGUGCUGGAGCUGGAUUCACUAUUCCAUCUGCCCUGGCAUUGCUGACUACAACGUAUCCUCUUGGCCCUGAGCGCACAACUGCCCUCUCCUUAUUUGGCGGUGCAGGCUGUAUUGGCCAAACGAUCGGAGUCCUCCUCGGAGGCAUCUUUGAUGCUACUAUCGGUUGGUACUGGAUCUUCUUCGUCACCGCGAUCAUCUCGGCUACUCUCUCCAUUGUCGGCUACUUUGUCAUCUCCAGGGCCAACAAUGAGACGACUGAGACGGACCGUCGCAUCGACUAUACCGGUGUCUUCCUCUUUAUGGCCGGAAUCAUCACCAUUGUCUACUAUCUUUCCGAGUCCACCACCGAAGGCUGGGGUUCCGCCAAGACACUGCCUCCAUUCAUCGUUGGUCUCGUACUCCUGCUCGCUUUCGUCUUCUGGGAGAGACGCAUUGACUAUCCAAUUAUGCCCUUUCGCAUCUGGAGGUCUCGUCGUUUGUUAGCGAGCGUGAUUAUCAUCAUCUGCGUCACCGCUACAUACAACACCAUGAUCUUCUUCACGUCCCUGACCUUCCAGAACGUCCUUCACUACUCGCCUCUGAUUACCGCGUGCUGCUACAUCGUCCACGGUGUUGGCUUAGUCAUCGGUCUCUACACAGUGACAAGACUGUUCCCAUAUAUUAGAACCAAGUUCAUCAUGUUGAUCGGCUGGAUCUUGAUCAUCGUCUCGUCCGUCCUGUUCGCCCAGAUCACCCCUGGUAUGAGCUAUUGGCACUUCGCGUUCCCUGCCAUGAUCGUGAACUGUAUCGGGCUCUCGCCCACGUGGAUGUGCUGUCAGGUCAAUGCCGUCGCCGAUGCGGAUGAUGAGGACCAAGGCGUUGUUGGCGCCGUAUUCAAUGUCGCCAUUCAGCUUGGUGGACCCAUCGGAUUGGCCUUUGCCACCAUCAUUUCCCAGGCCCACGAAGGUACUGGAGGUACUCCCGAAGCAUUAAUGGGUGGAUAUCGCGCAGCAUUCUAUACCUUUGGUGUGAUCGGCGGGAUCGGUGCUGUUCUAGCUGCGAUCUUUGCUGCAAACCGUGACCCUAUCGAGUUCUCCAGCGUGGUUCCUGAAACGAUGACCGAGGAUCAGGAGAAGGGUGUUGCUGCAACAGAUAGCAGCAGUGUCUCAGUGCUUGAGAGCGAGAAGGUCGAAGCCCGUGAGAGCAAAGCUGAGGUCGAAGACUCUUCGGUUAUCGCAGCGAUUGAGCAGCGACGUGUUUAGAUUCUUAUAAGAAGAUUAGAAUAGG
This is a messenger RNA of Gamsiella multidivaricata, 1938 nucleotides long. RefSeq names its product major facilitator superfamily domain-containing protein. Gene Ontology annotation, molecular function: transmembrane transporter activity. Gene Ontology annotation, cellular component: membrane. The record is from RefSeq and is a predicted model, not a curated record. Gene Ontology annotation, biological process: transmembrane transport. The coding region runs from base 258 to 1913 and encodes 551 amino acids. NCBI's taxonomy places the organism in Eukaryota, Fungi, Mortierellomycota, Mortierellomycetes, Mortierellales, Mortierellaceae. The transcript has 3 exons.